ACUGAGCAGCUAUAUUUUUCAGAGAAUACUUGGAUAUUACGUUUUCACUGGCAUUCAAAACAGGAUUUGGGUUGGGUGUGAAGUUGUGAAUUUAUAGACAGAUAAAUGAAAAUUAUUUUUAUCAUUGGUAUAUUAUGUAAGUUGCAACUAAUCUUUCAAUUAGGCUGAGCAGCUGAGUUAGUUUCAGGUCGAGGUAGCAUGGCGUGACGGAAUGUGUAUUGCAAGACCUGCCACUGGAAGGUUGAAAAUUGUUUUAGCAUAGUUCAAGACUGAUAACAGUUGACAUGAACCAACAUAUGUGGUAUCCUUGCGACGACAACCGUGAUGAAGUGCGCGUGGCGAUGCCCAUUUCGACCGAGCAUCGGGGCGAGUUUGAGUUCCGCUCUCUCACUCCCGGCGACAUCGACACCGUCCGUCGGCUAUGCAAGGAGUGGUUUCCCGUGGAGUAUCCGGACAGCUGGUUCCGCGAUAUCUGCACCAACAGCAGGUUCUUCACCCGCGUCGCCUGCUACCAGGCCACCAUCAUCGCCUUCAUUGUGGCAGAGGUCAAAAUCUACGCUCUCCUGACUAAAGAGGAGCGCAGUAUGCUGGCUGCUUCCUUCCCACGACGCACCCAGAUGGCGUACAUUCUCAGUCUUGGCGUGUCGGCCGAGUACCGGCGGCGCGGCCUGGCCUCGCAGCUGCUGGGUCUGCUGCUCAGUGAACUGCGCACGGCCGAACACGCAGACUGCCGCGCCGUCUACCUGCACGUGCUCACCUCCAACAGCCCGGCGCUGCGCUUCUACGAGCGGCACAAGUUUAGGCUUCACACGUUCCUGCCGUACUUUUACAAGAUCGACGGGAAGUAUCGUGACGGUUUUCUGUACGUGUACUACAUCAACGGCGGACACCCGUCUUACGGCGCGCUCGACUAUGUCGUCUACGCCUUCAGCCUGUUCUACGAGUUCAGUCCGUGUGCGGUGGCCCGCGCCGCCGUCCGCCUGCUGCGCCGCGCCGUCAAGUUCGUGCUGCCGCAGGGCCGGCGCACCACAGAGACGAUCGCCUGUCUGUCGUAACACGCGGCCAGAGCGGGCCGGGCGCUGCCGGGCUCAGAGGUACUCCUGCCCUGCCGUCCGGCGACGCUAGUUGUGAUAGGAUUGUGACGAUGCAAAAUUGACGCCUCACAGUGGAAACCAAUGAUCAAUUCCCUUUUUUCCAAAUGCUGCAUUUGGAGUUAGGUAUCCCAUCAUUAUUGGUGUAAACUGCAAGUUUGACCUUUCUUGUUUCCGAUGUCCGAUGCCGCUCGGUAGUCGGUGUUUGGUUUGCCCCCACGGGACCUGUUCAUUGUUGCUCCAUGCUGUUUGGCCGUAGCGGGUAAUGCACCGCUAUUAACGUUGGUCACAUUUGGGUAUUAGCUGUUUCGCCCCGUACAGUGUUGUAAUCUGAUAUUAGAGCUCCAAAUAAGUCACGUGACGUCAUUUUUACAAACUGUUGCAAUGUAUCAGCGAAACUGCAUUGGCCGCUGCGCUGAGAGCCAGUAUUGGCUGGCAGGGGCGGUGCUGACCGGUUUAUUGGGCGUCCUACUGUCGCACUAGGCGACAGCCAGUCAGCUAUUGCACGAUAUCAUUGGUGUACCGGUCUGCCGGUGCGCCUGGGGAUGCAUUUACCUCGCCCUGUGUGCCGCAGCUCAGUGCGGCUCGAUGCAAUCCUCGGACGCGUCGUAUAUCACUCGUUGUAUUUGCGGUCUACGCCGUUAUCCGUUUUGCGGCCGGAGAGGAUAUUUGGCUGUAGCUCUGUUGGGCACUGUGCCGGGCUCCCUGUGCGGCGGACACUGGCCCGGUCCGGCGGCUGCUGGUAUGUAUCUCCAGAACGGCUGCGGUGCAGUGCGAGCGGGAGUCUGUUUUCAGAGAUCCAACUCUGCCCCUGCUUUCAUUGAUCAUGUUGGAUUUUCCCCAUGUGGCGGUAUUUGUGACAAUAUUUGUCCUCCCCGUUCGGUCGCGAGUCGGUUUGGCCGUGCCUGUUACCGUGGUGCGAGAUGUGACUGUGAACAUUACCCAAUGGGUGGGCGCAGAUGGGUUGUGCGCUGUCACCAUCGGCGGCACUGAGGUGGGUCGGCGGCCGGCGCGUCAUUCAUGCUCACCACUCGCCAGCGCCGCGCCGCGCCCCACGGGCCGUGCGUGCCCCGCGCCAGCCGGCCGUGCAGAUCUCGAGUCGUGUGCCUUGUGGGCGGCCCGCCCGCUGCCGGCGCGUGGCGGCCGACCGUUCAUCCUCUGCUCGCCGCCGGCCGAAACGCGCAGAAUAUGUGAGCUCGCCGUUUGGAUGUUCGCUAGUCAGCUCUACUUCGUGCUUGUAAUCCUCCCGAUCGUGUGGGUUUUAUGUUGUACUCGAAGGGUCAUCCUUUACCAUCCAAACGCCUGUAUAUUUCUGUCGCCAAUCAGCCGUACAACCGUCGUUGCUACAUGUGAAAUGCCACGAUGGACUUUCAAUCAUGUAUUGCUUAUCAUUUUAGUACCAUUAUGUGAUUAGUAUGAGAUUCGUGUUAUCGUAUCAAAUCAUUUUCCGGAGUGAAUUGUGGCAUUGUAUGGAGGACUUGCUGACACGCUUAGAAAUACAUUAUGUAUGUUUACC
Molecule: messenger RNA, 2607 nt
Organism: Amphibalanus amphitrite
Lineage: Eukaryota; Metazoa; Arthropoda; Thecostraca; Balanomorpha; Balanidae
Gene: Naa60
Product: N-alpha-acetyltransferase 60-like
Exons: 7
Coding region: 285-1055 (256 amino acids)
Biological process (GO): N-terminal peptidyl-methionine acetylation
Cellular component (GO): Golgi membrane
Molecular function (GO): protein-N-terminal amino-acid acetyltransferase activity; histone acetyltransferase activity
Source: RefSeq, a predicted model, not a curated record